Pseudozyma hubeiensis SY62 is the source of this 1806-nucleotide messenger RNA. RefSeq names its product carboxylesterase. The record is from RefSeq and is a predicted model, not a curated record. NCBI's taxonomy places the organism in Eukaryota, Fungi, Basidiomycota, Ustilaginomycetes, Ustilaginales, Ustilaginaceae. The transcript has a single exon. The coding region runs from base 1 to 1806 and encodes 601 amino acids. Gene Ontology annotation, molecular function: cholinesterase activity.
AUGAAGAUGCCGAUUCUUCACUCUAUCGUCUGCCUGGUCUGCAGCUUUGUCACCUGUAUCAACAGCUGCAAAGGCAGGCCCGUCUCAGCAUGUCCUGGAGAUGACUGCGUCAUCACUUCGUACCCUUCAUCCAACCCGCUCCGAGUCGAUCUCCCUCUGGGCACCGUGCUCGGUACCAAUGUCGACUACUCGGCACAACGUUUCACUUUGCCGUACGCACAACCGCCGAUCGGUCAGCUGCGUUUCGCGUCACCUCAACCACUCACUUCGUUCAAUGCUUCUGUCUAUGCUGCUACCAAGCUUCCUAGCGCAUGCAUGCAGCAACCUGAUGGACGUUACGACAUCGCAGAUGUCAGCGAAGACUGCCUGUACCUCAACAUCUACCGACCGGCUCCGUCGAGCAUUUCAGGCAACGAGAAGAUGCCGGUGAUGGUGUGGAUCCAUGGCGGAAGCUUCGUUUCGGGUUCGUCGACGGCACCCGGCCUGGAUGGAUCGUGGCUGGCAAGUCAGAACACUGUAAUUGUCGUCACGAUUCAGUAUCGUCUUGGAAUGUUCGGCUUUUUGUCUCCCAGCGCUUUCACGGAUGAGUCGGUAGCGACGCCUUCCGGCGGCAAGGUUCAAGGCAACCAAGGUGGACGUGAUGUAAUCCAAGCGCUUCGGUUCCUGCAGGACAACAUCGGUGCCCUCGGUGGCGACUCGAACAGAAUCACGGUCGCUGGACAGAGCAGCGGUGCCCAUCUCAUUCGUUCACUGCUCAACGCUCCUUCCGCUGCCCCACUCUUCCAGCGAGCAAUUCUCCAUUCGGAUCCGGCCAACUUUGGCACGCAAACCCAAACAACAAGUCAACAUGUAAGCGACUAUGCGCUGGGUCAAACGAGCUGUUCUGAUCUCGGCUGCUUGCGAUCCAUGUCGGCAGGCGAUCUUCUCGAUGCAAGCACAGCCACAGUACAGGCAGGGCAAAGCAUCGAUGCGUCGGUAGCAGUCACUGAGGUGUGGCGUCCCUUCGUCGGCUCCUUCACCGGCUCUUCUUUCGAAGACGACCCGAGUGGAGCGAUGGCUUUUGGGAAGCCGAUAAUCUUCACCAAUGUGGAGAACGAAGCUGGAUCGGCGGUUGGAAGUCUGCUCAUGCCUACGGGAACGGAUGCGCAAAGUGCGCAGAUGCGAGACUAUCCGUUCUCACUGACACGCGAGCAGCUGCUGGGCCAAAUGUUCAACGAUGGACGCGCCAGCACACUCUCCGCAGCAGGUCAGUAUGGCAUGAAUUCAAAUACUUCGGCGUUCCCUUCGCCAGCUCAGAUCCGUCUCUACUCGCAAGCGGACGACAGUCUGCGCCGUAACCUCGAGACCAUCCUCACCCAAGGUAUGUUCACCUGCCCGACUUGGAACAAUGCGCAACGAUACGCAUCUCGAACCGCCGCCUAUGUUGCCAUCUUUGACAGAGGCUUGCAGUAUCCUUCGAACGAAGGCAUCGACUACUGUUCGGAAAAUGGAAGGGUGUGCCACGAGGACGACAUUCGGCUGGUAUUCGUCCAUCCUAGUAAGGUGACAGAUGGAGCGACGCAGAAGGUGAUGAGGGAGGUGCAGGCCAGAUGGAUGGGAUUCGUGAGAAGUGGUAGCCCGAACGCGGGUGGAUAUGGAGGAUGGAGCUCAGUAGACUCGAGUCAGCAGACCGCACAAGUAAUGAGACUUGGUGCGGAUGAUGGCUUCUCUGCCGUGGAUGCCAUCUCGCUGCAGUCGGGUCAGUAUGCGGGAUGUGGGCAGGUGUGGGGAAGUCAGGUGAAAUAUGAUUGGCAGCUGUACGGCUGA